CAAUGCAGUCAGCCUGCAGCAAUGACUCAAAGUACCCAGGGCACAAUUCGAGCCGCACCCAACUUUGAUGCUGGGAGGGAUGCAGAAAUACUGCGCAAGGCUAUGAAGGGAUUUGGAACGGAUGAGCAGGCUAUCAUCAAUGUUGUGUCCAAUCGUUCCAGUGAUCAAAGGCUAAAAAUCAAGGCAGCUUUCAAGACUAUGUAUGGCAAGGAUUUAAUUAAAGAUCUGAAGUCUGAACUAAGUGGAAACAUGGAAGAACUGAUAUUAGCUUUGUUCAUGCCACCUACCUAUUAUGAUGCCUGGAGUUUACGUCAUGCAAUGAAGGGAGCUGGCACUCAGGAGAGAGUGUUGAUUGAGAUUCUUUGUACAAGGACGAACCAGGAAAUUCGAGACAUAGUCAGGACUUACAAAACAGAAUUUGGAAGAGACAUUGAACAGGAUAUCAGAGCAGAUACCUCAGGACACUUUGAACGAUUACUUAUAUCUAUGUGCCAGGGCAAUCGGGAUGAGAAUCAAUCAGUGAACUACCAAAAAGCUCAGGAAGAUGCUCAGCGCCUCUACCAAGCUGGUGAAGGGAAGCUUGGAACUGAUGAGUCUUGCUUUAACAUGAUUCUGGCAACUAGAAGUUUCCCCCAACUAAAAGCUACAGUUGAAACAUAUUCUAAGGUUGCCAAUCGUGAUCUGUUAAGCAGCAUUGGCCGGGAGUUUUCUGGAAAUGUAGAAAAUGGCUUGAAGGCCAUCGUGCAAUGUGCUCUAAAUCGCCCGGCUUUUUUUGCUGAGAGACUUUACUAUUCCAUGAAAGGAGCUGGCACAGAUGAUUCUACACUUGUCAGAAUUAUAGUCACUCGCAGUGAGAUUGAUCUUGUACAGAUCAAGCAGAUGUUUACGCAGAUGUACCAGAAGACUUUGGCUACAAUGAUAUCAAGUGACACAAGUGGUGACUACAGGAAGUUGCUGCUGGCAAUUGUUGGUCAAUAGAAAAGAUUUACAUUUUAACAAAGUGAAGGACAUGUAACGAGCUUAUUAGGGAGACAAAUAACUAGCCUUGCAUGUAACAAAGAAUGAUUUUCAAUACUGCGUAACCAAAUAUCCCUUCUUAAUUAUGAAUGAUUUAAGAUUUUUUAUUUUGCACAUAUGGUUGCCUUAAUUUAGAGCACAUUUAUACUUUACUAUAUAAAAAUAAGAUGUAUCUACUGUCAUUUA
Messenger RNA from Chelonoidis abingdonii (Abingdon island giant tortoise), 1203 nucleotides. The record is from RefSeq and is a predicted model, not a curated record. Lineage: Eukaryota; Metazoa; Chordata; Testudines; Testudinidae.